Molecule: messenger RNA, 1557 nt
Organism: Entrophospora candida
Lineage: Eukaryota; Fungi; Glomeromycota; Glomeromycetes; Entrophosporales; Entrophosporaceae
Source: the annotation of a GenBank genome assembly
AUGUCUACUGCAUCCUCGCAUUCUUCCUAUUCCUCGCCCUAUUGGAGUGAGCGUGGUGAACAUCGUACAAGUGGAGAUAGUGAAAUAUCAUCAGUCUCUGUUAUUCAUUCCCCAUUACCGGAUGAAAGAGGAAUAUUAUCAGGCCCCGUGAUGCCUCCUUUUGGUGAUCCACCAUGGGAUGAUUUAUUAAAAAUGAUCUCUAAGGAUAUUUGCAAUAGACGUUUAACAAAAUUUAUAACAACACCAAAAUUGGGCAUAGAAAUAUUAAAUUUUGAUGAAACAAGGCUGCGUAAAAAAUAUAAAGUUGGAGUCUUAUAUUGUGCACCUAAUCAAACAUCAGAAGAAGAAUGGUUUUCAAAUACUACCACAUCAAAAUAUUUUGAUAAUUUUCUUUCAAUAUUGGGUACAAAAGUUAGACUGCUUGGGUUUGAAGGCUUUGGAGGUGGGUUGGAUACACGUACAGACGGAACUGGGGAAUAUUCACUUUACGAUAAUGGUACAUGGAAAGAUUUUGAAAUAAUGUAUCAUGUUAGCACAAUGUUGCCAUAUGACAAAGUUGAUAGACAUCAAAUAGUUAGAAAAAGACAUAUUGGGAAUGAUAUUUCGUGUAUUAUAUUUCAAGAUACUUAUAGACCAUUUUCCCCUGUGUCUAUAAGAUCGAAAUUUUUACAUGUAUUUGUAAUAGUGAGUCCGGUUCAAUUAGAGAACGGCAAAGUGGGUCACAGGGUUGAAAUAGUUUCUAAAGAUUCAGUUCCAUAUUUUGGGCCACCUUUACCUGAUCCACCAAUAUUUGAUGAUACUUUACGAUUAAAAAAAUUUUUAAUUGCUGCUGUGAUUAAUGGACAAAAUGCAGCCUGGAAAACUGCACAAUUGGCAGAACCAUUUUUGAGAGCCAGACGUGGUAUAAUAGAAAACAUAACAAAUAGAUUAGUGCCAAACCCAAAAAAUCGCAUUGACAAUAAUGAAAGUAAAACAUCGGCAGAAAAUGUACAUAAAAAGCCUACACAAGAAGAAUUAGAUCACGCGUUAAGACGUCUCUUUGUAGAACAAUUAAAGUUGGGCGGACCACCACCCGAUAUUGUACAAGUUCAAACACUUUUGAAACAAGGCGCCAACCCAAAUAUAAAAAUACCUCAACCUAAAUCAUCAAAACCAAAAUCAAAACCAUCAAAUCAACUCGAUUCUUCAAAUUAUCAUCGACAACAUCAUCAUAAUGCCUCAAAUUAUUCAAUUUUUCAUCUUUCAUCAAAUUCAAUAUCAUCACUAAAUUCUCAUAGCAGAUCAGUCUCUUCUUCCACCUAUUUAAUAUGUUCAGGGACAGAAACUAUGCCCAAGGAUACACAUUUUCCAAAUGCAUUUGUGUAUGCUGCGCGUCUUAAGCGUGUAGCAACCAUGACAUGUUUAUUGGAGAGCGUCCCCUCAUUAAGUGAUCCUGAAUCAGUUGAUGCUGCUAUAAACGAAAGGAUCAUCGAACCAUCAACUAAACCUUUUUAUGGAAUAUGGUAUGGUUUAACGGGCGAAGUUAAAAAAUUAAGAGAACAAAUCACAGGAAGAUAA